Messenger RNA from Danaus plexippus (monarch butterfly), 3736 nucleotides. RefSeq lists its product as uncharacterized. The transcript is spliced from 5 exons. The record is from RefSeq and is a predicted model, not a curated record. Gene Ontology annotation, molecular function: ATP binding; protein serine/threonine kinase activity. Bases 223 to 2817 code for a protein of 864 amino acids. Gene Ontology annotation, cellular component: nucleus; cytoplasm. Gene Ontology annotation, biological process: peptidyl-serine phosphorylation; signal transduction. NCBI's taxonomy places the organism in Eukaryota, Metazoa, Arthropoda, Insecta, Lepidoptera, Nymphalidae.
UUGUCCGUUGACUGCUAACAACAUGGCGAACUUUCAUGAAAAUCAUCACAAGUUGUAAUAAAUAACGAAUUUUAAUAUAAAUUGAACAAGAAUUGUAAACUGUACCUGCGGUUCGAAUAAACAAAUAUAGAACAUUCAUUCGGAAUAGAUAUAUCUACAGAAAAAAACACAACAACACGCAUUUAGAGGUUCAAUAAUCUUCUAGUGGUGUCUUUCUGUGAGAUGCCGCGGCGCGUUCAGGAGUUGGAGCUACGUCCUAGUCUGAAGAAAAUGAAGGUUCUAGAACCGCCGCCAAGUUUGGACGUGAGUUUCUGUGACGACGAAGCUCUCCCGCCUGGAAUAAUCUUCACUGAUGUGUUACAAAAGAAGUGGCGCAUUGGUAAACCUGUUGGUAGAGGUAGUUUUGGACGAAUAUACUUAGCGUCCGAUGACAUCGACAAAGAAGUUACAAAAUUGAACGCCAGAUAUGUCGUAAAGAUCGAACCUCACACUAACGGGCCACUUUUUGUUGAAGUACAUUGUCUCAUAAGGACGGCUCAAGUCACUAAAGUCAAAAACUGGCGUCAACAGCACAAACAAAAACGUCUCGGAAUGCCGGUAUACAUUUCAAGUGGAUCAUUCACCGAUGAGAAUUCAGGGACUAAAUAUAGAUUUCUCGUUCUGCCACGGUACGACGUGGAUUUGCAGAAAAUUAUAUCGAGAAGUAAAGUGUUGGAUCUCAAAAAUGUUCUGAUCAUUGCCAUACAGAUUCUAGAUGUAUUGGAAUAUAUACACAAUCAGGGAUAUACGCAUUCAGAUAUAAAGAGUUCGAACUUAAUGCUAGGUUUUGAUGGUAACAAAAUCAACAAAGCCCUGGUCAAACCUGCCCCGUCUUAUCAGAAGGACAAUAAGCAAUUAGUCCUUCUAUCCAGAAAACAUAGGAAGACUAAAACCAGCAAAUCUAGAACUUCCAACUAUUAUGAUGAUGAAGAUUUCAUUCUACCUGACAGACCUUCCUUAGAAAGUCCAGAAAACAGCCAAAGACUGGCAUCGGUAAAGAAGAAACUAAGGAAAAUAUUAUCAGACAAAGACACUAGAACACUCAAUCGACACCACGCUUUCAAUUUACGACAAUUAUCGAAUUACGUUAAUUACGAAGAUUUAAAUAGCUCGGUUUGUUCUGAUCAGUCGUACCAGAAGCUUCUGGAUGAUUACGGCAACCAAACUAUUAUUAUAUCUGGUAAAAUAAAGAAAACGAUAGCAGAGAGUAGUGAUUUGGUUUCAAGUCUAAACGAAGUAUACAGGGAAGCUAUAUUAUCACAAUCUAACGGUCAGAUAUAUUUGUUGGAUUAUGGUCUAGCAUCGAAGUUUCUGGAUUCCAAUGGGAAACAUAAAGAUUUUAGUAUGGAUGCAAGAAAAGCUCAUGAUGGUACUUUGGAAUACAGUUCGAGAGACUCUCAUAUUGGGGCCCACUCGAGACGAUCCGACUUAGAAACUCUAGGGUAUAAUUUAUUGGACUGGCUAACUGGUACAUUACCUUGGAAAACAGCUAAAGUGCUACAAGAACCGGAUCUAGUCCACGUACUGAAGAAAAAUUAUAUGAGCGACAUUAAAUCCUUGCUAAAAGCGUGCUUCAAAACCGAAUUCUACCCACAGUUCAUGGAACGAUACUUCCAAUAUGUCACAAGUCUAGAUUUCACCCAGAAACCUGAUUACGAUUAUUGCAGGAGUUUAUUCCGGAGUGAACUACUUAAGCACAAUUACGUAUUAGACAAGGAAUUGUCUGUUAAUUUCAUGGAUUCUCCCAUGUCGCCAAUUAAUCGUAAGCUUUGCUAUUCAAAGAGAUUCGGACGGAAAAAUACUCCGCCUGACUUCUUAGCAAGGAAUGGUAUCAAAAAGGUAUACGAGAGGGAAAAUGUGUGUUCGUUUGAGAACGAUCUUAAACUGGAACUUCUUAAACAAACAUUGAACACGUCUCGCGAUAGUAUCAGAAAACCUUGCACGUCUAGAAAUUUCUUCAUAUCAGACGCGGACUUGGUCGCUAGAUUGAAGAAAUCACUCAUGCCACACGACAUUUUCGGUAAAAAACUGUGUCCCAAGAAUCUUAGAUCAAACAAAAAGAAUAUCAAACGCAGAGGUGUCAAGAGGCACAGGAAUAGUAUCGGUAAAUUCGGCAAACUGAUGGGAUCCGCACGACAGUUCACUUGGGCUGAGAUAUUGGCACAGAAUCCUGAACAUAUCAUUCGUAAGGAUCGCAAUGAGAAAGACGAUGAUAUAUGUAAAUAUAAAAUACCUGACUUCCCAUCAGAUAACACAGAAUCACAGACACCGUUACUUAAUAAGGAUUAUUUGGUCAAUUUGAACCCUACAUAUGCCAUGACCGAAGUAAUCAACAACUUGAAGAAGAAACUAAGCGGGAAACCUGUUAAGGAAAAUGAGGAAUUGCCACCGGGCCUAGAAGGAUACACCCCAGCAAUGUUAAGAGUGUAUAAGUUGAGAGAGAAAAGAAUAUUGAAAGAAAAAAAUGAUGCAAACAAAAAACAAAAUUGUGAAGUUGUGAUAACAACGAGAUACACGAGAUCUAUGGCCAAUAAGAAUAAAAUUAAUCUCGGUAUAAACGACAAUAAGGACGAAGACAAAACUAACGUACCUGAAGUAACGAAAUCCCCCAAAAGAAGUACAAGGAAAGCUAAGGCAAAAAGUAGUCCUAAAGAUACAGAAACAUUAGAGAUUACAAAACCCAACACUAAAACUAGUAAAAGUACUAAAAAAACACCAAAAAAGGCUACCGUGGCAACGAACAGAAGGCGUCUGAGAAGUAGCAAACGUAAAAAAUAAAAAUUAAGUUUAAAAUAGUUAGCAUAAGAUUUAAUGAGAAACCUGCAUUUGAAUCAUUAUAUGAUACGUCGAAAUUGAUUUUCCCGGUAACACUGCAGAGAGUGCAUUGUAUUUAUAUUAAAAAUAUGUGUAGUGUCUAUUUUGAAAGAUAACUACGUAAGUAAAUUAUCGGAACUAAGGAAAAUGGCGUUGAGUUAAAUAAACGAACUUGGACAUAAAAUCAAAGUUACUACAUAUAUUAAAUAUACAAAUUGUAUGGACGUCUGUAUAGCUCGAGAGCAGUCACCAUUCUGCGUCUUCAAACUUACUGCCUGAGUCCUGACGCUAAACCUUCUUACAUCUGUACUGCACAAUUUACAAUUUCUGGAAAUACUACCCGAGUCCUGACCCUUAAUCUUCUUACAUCUGUACUUCACAUUUUCCAAUUUCUGGAAAUACUUACUACCUGAGUCCUGACCUUUAACCUUCUUACACCUGUACUGCACAUUUUACAAUUUCUGGAAAUACUUACUCAGUCCUAACUCUAAACCUUCUUACAUCUGUACUGCACAUUUUACAAUUUCUGGAAACUGAAAGCUCUACUUUUUUUUAUUACUAACAAAAAAUAUUUUUUCGUGUUUCUAACAAUUACUUUAUGACCAAAUUUUACCGAUACUACAUAUGUUUACAACAAAAAAAACAUUAAAGACUGUCUUGUAAUAGUUAAGGAUACUUUUAAUAUUAUUUUCCUCAAACUUUUUUAGUCUGUCAACUUCAAGAUGAAAGAAAUAGUGAAGUUGUGGGCCUGAAUACGGUUUCAAAUAAUUUGCACCCGAUGAAACGUUACACGGUAUUCGUCAGUGGCCAUUACUUUAGAAUUAGAUGUUUUGUGAUUUCCUUUAAUAUUUAAGAAAAUAAAAAAUUGAGAAAUCUGUUUGAA